AUGGAUCUAUGGAAAAACAUUGGGUCCAAUAAAAUACCCACCGACCACGAGGAGAAGUUGAAGUACAAUGCAGAGCAACUCGUUUGCUCCGCUGAUGUUCAGGAAUAUAAUGUGAUGAUCCAGGAAGGACUCGAAUACUCCUAUGUAACAAAUGGGAUUGCCCGUGUUCUUCUUCGUGUUCUUCUUCGUGUUCUAUAA
Penicillium soppii is the source of this 198-nucleotide messenger RNA. RefSeq lists its product as uncharacterized. NCBI's taxonomy places the organism in Eukaryota, Fungi, Ascomycota, Eurotiomycetes, Eurotiales, Aspergillaceae. The transcript has a single exon. Bases 1 to 198 code for a protein of 65 amino acids. The record is from RefSeq and is a predicted model, not a curated record.